GUUAACAGAAACUCAAACUCUAUUUUUUUUUCUUUUUAGUCUCCUCCUCCUUGCACUCUGUUGCCCUGUUAUAAAGCCCCUCACUCUCUGCUGCUCUUGUGUUUGUCCUAAACUCAUCAUGUUGGCGGCUCUCCUUAAGUUAGACUGUUCCUCUGUGGGCUUGACUUUGUUCCUGGGCUUUAUUUUUCUGGUUCUGUUUGAGAUCUUCAGGAUUAAUUCCUACAAAGGUCGAUUUCCACCUGGUCCAACACCUCUGCCUUUUGUGGGAAACUUACCACAAUUAUUGAAGAACCCGAUGGGCUUCAAAAGAUCUUUGUCUCAAUAUGGAGAAAUGGCCACUGUGUUUAUUGGGAGCAAGCCAGCAAUAAGCAUCAAUACAAUCCAGCUGGCUAAGGAAGCCUUAGUACAGGAUGUUUUUUCUGGAAGACCUCCUAUGCCUAUUUUUGACUGGAUAUCUUAUGGACUUGGUAUAGUAAUGGUCACAUUUAAUCACUCCUGGAGGCAGCAGAGACGGUUUGCUCUGCACACACUCAGAAACUUUGGUCUGGGGAAAAAAACAGUAGAAGAUCGUGUGUUAGAGGAAAGCCGAUAUCUGAUUGCUGAAAUACUCAAAGAUGAAGGCAAGUCAAUGAAUCCCCAGCACGCCUUACAGAACGCUGUUUCCAACAUUAUCUGCUCUAUCGUGUUUGGAGAUCGCUUUGAGUAUGAUAACAAACGCUUUGAAUACCUUCUGAAAAUCUUGAAUGAAAACAUCAUGCUUGCAGGAUCAGCUGCAGGACAGAUUUUCAACUUGGUCCCCUUCAUCAAGCAUUUCCCUGGUCCACACCAGAAGGUCAAGCAGAACGCCAAUGAUUUAUUUGGUUUCAUUCGGGAAGAAGCUAAAGAACACAGACAAACUCUGGAUCCAGACAGUCCACGAGACUUCAUUGAUGCCUAUCUGCUGGAGAUCGAGAAACAAAAGUCCAACAAAGACUCCACAUUUCAUGAAGAACACCUGGUUGUGUCAGCAGCUGACCUGUUUCUGGCUGGAACCGACACCACAGAAACCACCAUCAGAUGGGGACUCAUCUACUUGAUUCAAAACCCAGAUGUACAAGAGCGAUGUCAUGAGGAGAUUGUUCAGGUUCUGGGUUACGACCGCUUGCCCAGCAUGGAUGACCGUGACAGACUACCGUACACACUCGCCACUGUUCAUGAGAUUCAGCGAUGUGGAAACAUUGCGCCUAAAUUGUUGCAUGAAACAAUUCGGCGCACAAAACUACAUGGAUAUGACAUUCCUCAGGGAACUACAAUCAUAGCAAACUUUACUGCAAUUUUCAGCAAUAAGGAGCACUGGAAGCACCCCGAUGCAUUUAACCCAGAGAAUUUCUUGGAUGAGAACGGACACUUCAGCAAGCCGGAGUUUUUCUUUCCAUUUUCACUGGGACCGAGGGCCUGUCUGGGUGAAACGCUGGCGAGGACGGAACUCUUCUUGUUCAUCACGUCUCUCCUACAGAGGAUUCGUUUUUCCUGGCCGCCCAAUGCAAAACCCAUAGACAUGGAUGGCAUUGUGGGUAUAGUUCGCUCUCCUGAGACCUUUAACGUCAUAUGUCGUAGUAGAGACACCAAAGACUGAAACAUGUUGGACAUCAUAUAAUCACACACUGAAGAUCAACAAUAACAACAAAGCUGCAGAGAGACACAAGACAACGUUCUAAACCUCACGCUGCAGAUUUUUCUAUGCAAACACAGUAUAGUGUCACUAAAACUGAAUCUGAGAUUUUUGGUAACUACAACUUGUAUGAAGAUUUAUAGAAACUUUGGUUACAGUAGCUAUGUUUAGAGAUGCCAAGAUGUGAAUACAAUUUGAAAAUGUGCAUUACAAAAACUUAAAGUAUAAACUUUAUCCAAUAAGAAGUUUUGUGCAUAGGUUUAAUUUGGAUUGUUGGAUGUAAACAUAGCUACUGAUUUUAACUUGUCCUCCUCUUUGAUUGAUGUAAGAUUGUGUGCUAUCUAUUAUUUUUAUUCCCAGGAUGCAGUCUCAGCUUACGUAUCCAAGUCUGCAUCCAGAUACUAUUGGGAUUUUUGCAUUUUCAUGCGGAUGAAGAUUUGUUUUUUAACGGGGCACAAAUUGUGAAACAUAAAAAAACCAUUUACUUGUGGACAUGGCCUAAAUCUAUAAUUAUCUGUUCCCAUGUAAUUUUAACAAUAAAACAAUGUUCAACAUGUUUGAACAUUUAAUUAAGCCCAGCUAUGUUUAUCCAUUAAACCUACACUAAUUUGAAAGGGGGCAGGUUUAUUUUGUUUUCAUUCUAAUAAUUUUGUAAUUAAACAAUUUAGUUUGUAAUAAAAUGUAUCUUCAUGUA
Molecule: messenger RNA, 2345 nt
Organism: Danio aesculapii
Lineage: Eukaryota; Metazoa; Chordata; Actinopteri; Cypriniformes; Danionidae
Product: cytochrome P450 2C23-like
Exons: 9
Coding region: 119-1615 (498 amino acids)
Biological process (GO): xenobiotic metabolic process
Cellular component (GO): intracellular membrane-bounded organelle; cytoplasm
Molecular function (GO): heme binding; oxidoreductase activity, acting on paired donors, with incorporation or reduction of molecular oxygen, reduced flavin or flavoprotein as one donor, and incorporation of one atom of oxygen; iron ion binding
Source: RefSeq, a predicted model, not a curated record